AUGGCUGCCGAGCCUCUGGCUAAUGGCACCGGUGCCAACAAUAAAAGAGUCGCCUACUUCUACGACUCGGAUGUGGGAAACUAUGCCUACGUCUCUGGGCACCCCAUGAAGCCCCACCGUAUACGCAUGACCCACAGCUUGGUCAUGAACUACGGCUUGUACAAGAAAAUGGAAAUUUAUCGUGCCAAGCCUGCAUCGAGAUAUGAAAUGACCCAGUUCCACACAGACGAGUACAUCGACUUUCUCUCCAAAGUGACUCCGGACAAUAUGGACCAGUUCGGCAAGGAACAGAGCCGAUACAACGUGGGUGACGACUGUCCGGUAUUUGAUGGUCUGUUCGAAUUCUGCGGUAUCAGUGCUGGUGGCAGUAUGGAGGGUGCUGCCCGUCUAAAUCGCAACAAAUGUGAUGUUGCAGUCAACUGGGCUGGAGGCCUUCACCAUGCUAAGAAAAGCGAGGCUAGCGGCUUCUGCUACGUCAAUGAUAUUGUGCUCGGUAUCCUCGAGCUCUUACGGUUCAAGCAGCGUGUGCUUUACAUUGAUAUUGAUGUUCACCACGGCGAUGGUGUCGAGGAGGCCUUCUACACUACAGACCGUGUGAUGACGGUUUCAUUCCACAAGUACGGAGAGUACUUCCCUGGUACGGGUGAGCUCCGAGAUAUCGGUGUCGGCUCAGGAAAAUACUAUGCUGUCAACUUCCCCUUGCGCGACGGUAUCAACGACGCCUCUUUCAAGAGCAUUUUCGAGCCUGUGAUUAAGAGUGUGAUGGAAUGGUACCGCCCAGAAGCUGUGGUUCUGCAGUGCGGUGGCGACAGUUUGUCGGGCGAUCGUCUGGGCUGUUUCAACCUCAGCAUGCGCGGCCACGCCAACUGUGUCAGAUUCGUGAAGAGCUUCGAUCUGCCAGUGCUAGUUCUUGGCGGUGGUGGCUAUACUAUGCGCAAUGUCGCGCGUACCUGGGCCUAUGAGACCGGUAUCUUGGUCGGCGAUAAUCUGGGCUCCGAAUUGCCCUAUAACGACUAUUACGAGUAUUUUGCUCCAGACUAUGAACUUGAUGUUCGUCCUUCCAACAUGGACAAUGCGAACACCAAGGAAUAUCUGGACAAGAUCCGAAACCAGGUCAUCGAGAACCUCAAGCGCACUGCAUUUGCGCCGUCCGUCCAAAUGACCGAUGUUCCCCGCAACCCACUGGUGGAAGGCAUUGACGAUGAAGCCGAUGACGUCCUUGAUGAUCUCGAUGAGGACGAAAACAAGGACAAGCGUUUCACUCAACGCCGCUUCGACCAGUACGUGGAGAAGGUUGGUGAACUGAGCGACAGCGAGGACGAGGAGGAGAAUGCGCGCAAUGGCGUUCGUCGCCAACCAAACGUCCUCCGUCGCCGAAACCAGGUCAACUACCGAAACAUAGAUGAUUCGGGUUUGGACAGUGGUGUUGCCACCCCGCAGGAGGGCUCAUCUGUCGCCGAUGGCGAGCUUGACGCUGGCCUGGACACCAAGAUGAACGACAUCCCCCGUACCGAACCCGAAGCAUCCGGCACUACCGGCGCUUUCAACGGGCAGAAUACUACUGCUGACACCGACCAAAUGAUGGACGAGGAGAAGGGUGGUUCGGCUGCUGCGUCUCGGCAGCGGUCGCCUCCUGUCCAGGACGAGGACACCGCAAUGGAGGAUGCGGACCCAGUGGCCGAGGCAGCGUUGGCCGAAGAGGUCGAGCAAAAGCUCGAACCCACGGACCUGGACAACAAUGUCCGGAACGCUCCUGUGUCGCCUCAUCGGGGCGGCCCCUCGCCUGCGAAUGGCUCUUCUGCCGCCGCCACCGGGGGUGCAGAGGGAUUCGGGAAGCCUGCGGCCACUGUCGAACCUGGGACCCAGGAAUCGGCCCCAGCGACUGGGGAAGCUCCUGCCAUGAAGGAGGAGUGA
Penicillium chermesinum is the source of this 1914-nucleotide messenger RNA. RefSeq names its product histone deacetylase RPD3 (gene rpdA). Gene Ontology annotation, molecular function: histone deacetylase activity. The transcript has 4 exons. Bases 1 to 1914 code for a protein of 637 amino acids. The record is from RefSeq and is a predicted model, not a curated record. NCBI's taxonomy places the organism in Eukaryota, Fungi, Ascomycota, Eurotiomycetes, Eurotiales, Aspergillaceae.